Messenger RNA from Papaver somniferum (opium poppy), 795 nucleotides. RefSeq lists its product as uncharacterized. Lineage: Eukaryota; Viridiplantae; Streptophyta; Magnoliopsida; Ranunculales; Papaveraceae. The record is from RefSeq and is a predicted model, not a curated record. The coding region runs from base 1 to 795 and encodes 264 amino acids. The transcript has 3 exons. Gene Ontology annotation, molecular function: zinc ion binding; nucleic acid binding.
AUGACGAGUUUAAGUUCAAUCAAGGUACCGGUGUUUGAAGGUAAAAACUUUGAACACUGGAGGUUACAGAUGGAUAAUAUUUUCAUAUAUCAAGAGGAGUGGGAUAUUGUGAAAGAUGGUUAUGAUGAACCAGCAGCAGGAUUUGUUUUAACAGCAGAACAACAAACUGCUUUAACAGCAAACAUGAAGAAUAACUCUAAAGCAACCUAUAUUCUUCAUCAGGGUAUUCAUGAGUCUCUCAUGGAUAGGGUUAUCUAUAUUAAAGAAGCUAAAGCAGCAUGGGAUGGUUUAAUGGAAUCAUCAGAGACAAUAUCAGACUUCUUAUCAAAGACAUUGAAUGAGAUGAAAGUUAAUGGUGACACCAUAGAAGACUCGGCUAUUGUGAAAAAGAUCUUAAGAAGCUUACCUGAGAAGUUACUUGAAAAAAGAGCUGCUGCAAAAACAGUAGAAGAAGCACUACAAAGUCAAGUCAGAUGGACUAACAAUCAAGGAAAUUCUAGCUCUGGAGGAAGAUCAAAUAAUGGAAGUUAUCAGGGAAGAUAUAAUUUUGGAGGAAGAUCAAAUAAUGGAGGUUAUCAGGGAAGAAAACCAAUAGAUAAAGCAAAGCUUCAGUGUUAUAAUUGUGGAGAUUUUGGACAUUUUUCUUUUGAUUGUCCAAAUCCUAGAAAAACAACAGAAAACAACUACAAAUCCAACUUCAAAGCAAAUAUAGCUGAGAGUCAAGAAGAAGAAGAAGAAGAACAUAAAGCUGAAAACACGUUACUUUCUUGUCAUACUGCAGAAGAACAACCUUGA